This is a messenger RNA of Candida tropicalis MYA-3404, 1119 nucleotides long. RefSeq lists its product as uncharacterized. NCBI's taxonomy places the organism in Eukaryota, Fungi, Ascomycota, Pichiomycetes, Serinales, Debaryomycetaceae. The record is from RefSeq and is a predicted model, not a curated record. The coding region runs from base 1 to 1119 and encodes 372 amino acids. The transcript has a single exon.
AUGGGCAAACAUGAUUUAUUGUCACGUGAGUCCAAUUCAAACCCCGAGCCCGCAAAUCGGCUAUAUUAUCUUUUACCAAAAAUUAAAAAAAAAAAAACAAAACAUGAGUGCAACCAUACAGAUAAACCACUUAAAUUUGCUCAUUCUUUUUCUUUUACCAAUUCAUCCCCGCCAAUAAUGUUAGGACGUAUUCGAAGUACGAGGAGAGCUCUUAAUGUGUAUCAAACAUUGAGACAAAGGUGCUGUUACGCCACAGCUGCAUCAGAAGAUCCAGUUGAUCACCACAAAAGAUUAGGGCUCCAUGAGUGGCCCACAUCAUCAAACCCCACGGCAUAUGAAAUAUUUGGUUUAUCGUCGAAAGACAUGGGAAUGUCACCAUUGGAACUUAACAAGAUACUUAAAAAGAGAUACGUUUCAUUAGUGAAGAUAUAUCAUCCUGAUACAUCUCUUGUGCUAAAACACAAAGGAAAGGAAAUCGAUACUGAUUUGAAAAGAAAAAGGUUUGAUAUGAUUCAAGAAUCGUAUCAAAUACUUAAAAAUCCAAGACGGAGAAUAGCAUAUAAUAGAUUUCAAACAACUACAUGGGAACAACAAGGAAUGUAUCGUGGACAUGAUAAAGGACCUUGGAGUAAAGAAAAUUUCGAAGCACAUAGACGUGCAAACGCUCAUAGACGAAGAUAUGAUUUUAAACAUGACGAAGAGUUUUGGCAUGCAGCUACUUGGCAAGAUUAUUAUCAGAUGAAGUAUAAACGCGCACCUCCUACUCAAGAAGAACUUGAUAAGAAUAAGUAUAAGAUUCUUGCCGGAGUUUUAUUAUUUGGGGCUGUUGGAUUUGGAUUGCAGAUGAUUAAUGCUGUUGAUAAUGCAAACAAGUACUUAUUGGAAACACAACAGUUGAACUUGAAAUCAAUGAAAGCAUUAAACGACUCAUACGAUAACUACGGUCAAGGUCAUUCAGAAGCGGAUAAGGUUAGAAGAUUUUUAGCAAAUAGAAGAAGUACAAUGAAACUGAAACAAGAUCAUGACGAUGAAGAAAAAUUACCGGAACCUAAUGAUGAUGAGUUGUUAAGAAGAUACGCAGUUAAAAGACUUGAAUCUUGGGAUCGUGUUGAUGACUGA